Messenger RNA from Apiotrichum porosum, 858 nucleotides. RefSeq lists its product as uncharacterized. Gene Ontology annotation, cellular component: peroxisomal membrane. The transcript is spliced from 5 exons. The record is from RefSeq and is a predicted model, not a curated record. Bases 1 to 858 code for a protein of 285 amino acids. NCBI's taxonomy places the organism in Eukaryota, Fungi, Basidiomycota, Tremellomycetes, Trichosporonales, Trichosporonaceae. Gene Ontology annotation, biological process: peroxisome fission; regulation of peroxisome size.
AUGCCUGACCCUUGGACCGCAGAGCGUCCCGAAACGGACGACGACGAGUGGGGUGUCACCAGCGGCGGAAGCCCACGCAGCAUGGGUUCAGCCCCCCGGAACGGCCACGCAUCACCGCCUCGGGCGCUUGGUCUGCAUCGCAGCGCGUACUCUCCCCCUAUGAAGGCCGCGGCUGGACCACCAAGCAAGAAGAGCUUCGGCGCGCCGUACACGCUCGAGGUGUGGGCGAGCGUCAUGGACAAGAGCAAAGGUCGUGACAAGGUCUUGAAAACGGUCCAGUACUCGCUGCGCACAUACCUGUACCUCCUUGGCCUCAUUGCUGCUGUGCGGCCUCUGACCAAGUGGUUCCGUGCCAACCAGAAGCGCGCAACACUCGCUGUUGCUGGCCUUUCUCUCACGCGCAAGUGUCUGCUCUUGCUCAACCCUCUGCGUCCCGUUGGCGCGCUUCUCUCUCCCGAGCCCACGUCGGCGCGUGAGUUCCUCGACCACCUCAUCGACCUUAUCGGCGCCGUGGCCGACGACGUGUUCUGUCUCUCCAAACUCGGUCUCGUCUCGCGGCGCAAGGGCAAGAAGGCGGACAUGUGGGCCAACCGGAUAUGGCUCUUUAGCACCGUUACCGGGCUUUACGCCCUGUACGCCAAGUCUUUCCGUCCUCGUAGCAAGGAGGACAAGACCGAAGACGAGUGGAAGCAGCGCAAGCUGCUCUGCGACCUGGUGUUUGUCUCAUACGACAUUUUCGAGAUCUCCUGGUUCAAGGAGCCCGUCCUCUGCAUCUCUGGUCUCAUGGCUGCACUGAUAGGCACGGGCCAGCUCUACCACAAGGAAUGGCAAGCCAUGUCCAAGCAGCGACUGCAAUAG